UGACCGCAGCCCGAGCCAAUGGCAAAAACCCUCCUGAAGCCCGGCCCCGCGGAAGGAACGGUUUCAGAGUUGUUUGUUUCUCUUUGAUGAGGCACUCUGCCUUCCUCUGGCUUUUACUCUGUGCGUGACCAGCUCAACCUCCAGAAGCAGUUUAAGGCGAGGGACGAGAGAGAACACCGGCCAGCCGGAAGGAUGAAGUACCUACUUGACUUCAUCCUGAUGCUACCCUUGCUCAUCGUCUUCUGCAUAGAGUCUUUCGUCAAGCUUUUUAUUCCCAAGAAGAAAAAAUCAGUCGCCGGAGAGCUUGUCCUGAUCACUGGAGCUGGUCAUGGAAUUGGAAGACUGACUGCCUACGAAUUUGCCAAACUUAAUACCAAAUUGGUUCUCUGGGAUAUCAAUAAGAAUGGCAUCGAGGAAACAGCUGCAAAGUGCAGGAACCUUGGUGCCCAGGCCUAUCCCUUUGUGGUGGACUGCAGCAAGCGGGACGAAAUUUACAGUGCUGCAAAUAAGGUAAAGGAGGAAGUUGGAAAUGUUAGCAUUCUGGUAAAUAAUGCUGGUGUUGUCUACACUUCGGAUUUGUUUGCUACACAAGAUGCACAAAUCGAAAAGACUUUCGAAGUCAAUGUGCUUGCACACUUUUGGACCACAAAGGCAUUUCUUCCAGAGAUGAUGAAGAAUAAUCAUGGCCAUAUUGUCACCGUGGCAUCAGCAGCUGGGCACACAGUGGUUCCUUUCUUGCUGGCUUACUGUUCCAGCAAGUUUGCUGCUGUUGGCUUCCACAGAGCCCUGACGGAUGAACUGGCUGCCCUAGGAAGAUCCGGAGUCAAAACUUCGUGUCUCUGCCCUAACUUCAUAAACACCGGCUUCAUCAAGAACCCGAGUACCAACUUAGGACCCACCCUGGAACCUGAAGAGGUAGUAAAACAUCUCAUGUAUGGGAUCCUCACUGAAAAGAAGAUGAUAUUUGUUCCAAGUGCUUUAGGGUUUUUGAUGGUGUUGGAAAGGAUCUUUCCUGAGCGGUUCCUGGCAGUUUUAAAACACAGGAUCAAUGUCAAGUUUGAUGCAGUUAUUGGCUACAAAGAUAAAUGAUGAAGACUGCCUGGUUUUCUUGAAGGCUGAUUUACUGGACUCAAGUUGAUUUCUUCCAAUAUGAAUUGAAAUUUUAAUGUUUUUGACUUGUUUUUCUCAUGAUCUUGUCCUUUUGAAGUGUGACCACACUCAUAAAAGCCAGCUUCACAUCACAAAGCCAAAAGGCCUUAAGAGUUGCUAUUACGAAAAAGGGGGCUGAGAGAGGAUGAUCAAUUUCAUAACAAUUUCCCCAGAUUUUGUAUCUCAUCACCAAGUUUUCAGAACUCAAUUUUUAUUUAAGAUAUUUGUAAUUGCACUUUUAGUUUAUGUAAUUCACAUUUCCUCUUCUAUUCCAUAUGAAAUUAUAAACUUUACCCUCUCAAGAUAGAAUGAAGGACUGUGUCUAGUGUCAUUUCACAGUGGUUUCAUGUGCUCUGAAACAUCCCAUCUCAUACAUCAGCGCUGUUGCCUGAAAUGCCAGCCCAAGGGAGCUGGGGGGUAGAUGCUAUUGCAAGGAUAAAAGCAUCUGUCGGAUUUCAGGCAGAAGUAUGGGAGAAUAACUUACAAAUGGUAACAAUAAAUGGACAAGAUUUCAA
Messenger RNA from Cricetulus griseus (Chinese hamster), 1664 nucleotides. The record is from RefSeq and is a predicted model, not a curated record. Lineage: Eukaryota; Metazoa; Chordata; Mammalia; Rodentia; Cricetidae.